Cuscuta campestris is the source of this 3584-nucleotide messenger RNA. The record is from the annotation of a GenBank genome assembly. NCBI's taxonomy places the organism in Eukaryota, Viridiplantae, Streptophyta, Magnoliopsida, Solanales, Convolvulaceae.
CUUAGCUUAAAUUUGAUCAUGAAGAGUAUUAAAAAGUGAAAAAAAGAAUGGGCUGCAGAGUGGGUUUCUUGAUUGGGGUCUUCUUGACACUGGGGCUGCUGGUUUGGGAGGUGUCAGGCGUGGGGGUGAACUGGGGGACGAUGUCGUCGCACCAGCUGCCACCGCGCAGAGUCGUGAAGGCGUUGAAGGACAACGGGUUCGACAAGGUGAAGCUGUUCGAGGCGGAUGCCGAGAUCCUGGACGCCCUCGCGGGGUCUGGCAUUGAGGUCAUGUUGGCACUGCCCAACCUGAUGCUGCAGGAGAUGAGCCAAGACCCCGGUGCUGCCUCUGCUUGGGUGGAGGCCAAUGUCACCCGCUAUUGCUGCUCUCCUGGGGGUGUCAAAAUCAGGUAUGUUGCAGUUGGAAAUGAGCCAUUUCUCAAGACAUACAAUGGGAGCUUUGUCUCUUACACAUUGCCGGCGCUGAGAAACAUUCAAGAAGCCAUAAACCAAGCCGGGCUAGGGACAGAGGUGAAGGCCACCGUCCCCUUCAAUGCCGACAUUUACUUCUCUCCGGACUCAAACCCCGUCCCGUCCGCCGGAGAUUUCCGGCCCGAAAUACGCGACAUCACAAUCCAGGUCGUCCAAUACCUGACCCAGAACGGCGCCCCAUUCGUCGUCAACAUCUACCCCUUCCUCAGCCUCUACAGCAACGCCUACUUUCCCGUCGAGUUUGCGUUUUUCGACGGGUUGAGCAAGCCCGUCCGGGACGGCGGCAUUGCGGUUUACACCAACGUGUUCGACGCCAACCUCGACACUCUCAUUUGGGCGCUAAGGAAGGCGGGGUACCCCAACACGAAGGUCGUGAUCGGGGAAGUCGGGUGGCCCACAGACGGGGACGAAAAUGCGAAUGCCCAAAACGCGAUGCGGUUCAACCAGGGGCUAAUCCGUCAUGCUUUGAGCGGGGAAGGGACCCCAAUCAGGAAGGGACAAAUUGAUUUCUACCUCUUCAGCCUCAUCGAUGAGAAUGCAAAGAGCAUCGCUCCCGGGAGCUUCGAGAGGCAUUGGGGGAUUUUCGAGUUCGAUGGGAAGCCAAAAUACGAGCUGGACUUAUCGGGUAAGGGGGCAAAAAACAAAGGGCUUGUGGCAGUAGAAGGGGUGGUGUACAUGCACAAGAGAUGGUGCAUUUUGAACCCGGAGGUUGAAGAAAUAUCGAAUGACGAUGAGCUGGCAAGGAACGUGGACUACGCGUGCAGUCUCUCGGACUGCACGGCGUUGGAGUACGGGUCCUCGUGCAAUCACCUGAGUGCGCGAGGGAACGCUUCGUAUGCCUUCAACAUGUACUAUCAGUUCAAGAACCAAAAUGAGUGGGAUUGUGACUUCUCUGGGCUGGCGGUUGUCACGGACGUGGACCCAUCAGACGAGGAGUGUCUCUUCCCAGUGAUGAUCACUGAAGCCCACUCUGUGAUGCUCCUGCACAAGAGGCUUUUGUACAUUUUGCUGGCCAUUGCUGAGGGCUGCAUAGUCUUUUUGCUUCUUGAGUGUGAAACUGAGGAUGAAGGCCUUGACGAAGUGGAUGAGGAUAUUGAGCAAGAUCAAGAUCAUGAGCAAGAAGUACCGACAGAGGAGGAGCCUAUUGUCAAAGCAUCUGUUGUAGUUUUGGCACCUAAAGAAUCACAAAGACAGCUUUCCAAAAAGAAAUUGAAAAGAAGGAACUCGAAGAACUUGAAGCUAUGCUUGCAGAAUUUGGGUGCAACCAACCUGAGGAAAUGGAUGGUGCACCAGAAUGCAAAAAAGAAGAAAAAGAAACCGAAGGAGGCCAAAGAGCAACGAAACAGUGUUGAGGUUGUCGACGACAAAAAUGGGACUGAGAAAGAGGAAGCUGAAGAUGCUGUGGGUGUUGAUGUGAAGAAGAAGAUCAAGAAAGUACAGUCCGUGAGGAAAAAGAAGUCAAGCAAAGAGAUGGAUGCUGCUGUCAAAGCUGCCGCUAGUGAGGCUGCUGCUAGGAGGGCAAAGGUAGCUGGUGCUGCUAAGAAGAAAGAGAAGAACCACUUCAACCAACAGCCAUUGCGUUGUUCCUUCAUCAUGACUCCAAGGGUUGAAGAACUGCAUUUCCCCGGCCUUGAGAUCCCCAUAACCAUCGAUAGGGUAUCCCCUGUCCUACCAGCAGGCCCCAUUCCGGUAGGCCAUGGGGAUACCCUAUACCUCUCAAACCUCGAUGAUAUGGUGGGGGUCCGCGUCUUUACCCCAACCGUGUACUUUUACCGGCCACCAAGUGACCCGAAACCGGUGACGAAAACCCUUGAAGAUGCCCUUGCAAGGGUACUAGUCCCUUACUAUCCUUUUUCGGGUAGGUUACGGGAGUCUGGAAACGGGAAACUAGAAGUGUUUUUCGAACCAAACCAAGGGGCUGUUCUGGUUGAGGCACAUUCAGAAAUGAGUUUGGGGAGUCUUGGAGAUCUCACUGUGCCAAAUCCUGAUUGGAAGGCUCUGAUCUACAGCUUCCCAAGUGAGGAACACUACAAAGUGAUUGAUAUGCCUUUGCUGAUUGCACAAGUGACACAAUUCAGAUGUGGUGGGCUCAGUCUUGGGCUAAGGAUGUGCCAUUGCCUUUGUGAUGGCAUUGGGGCCAUGCAGUUUCUUAAUGCAUGGGCUACCACUGCUAGAGAAGGUUCUGUCAUUCUAAGGCCCAACCCCUGUUGGGACAGAGAGUUUUUCCGGGCGCGGGACCCACCGAGGGUCGAAUACCCGCAUCUAGAGUUCAGGAGAACCGACGACGAGUCGAGUUUGACUAGGAGUCUUUGGGAGACAAAGCCCGCCCAAAAGUGUUUUCGGGUUACCCGAGAGUACCAGGCUUUGGUUAAAAGCCUGGCUGGGGAUUCGUUGUUGACCACAUUUGAUGCCAUGGCGGCUCAUAUAUGGCGGUCGUGGGUCCGGGCCCUCGACGUGAAGCCCCGCGACUACGGGCUUCGGCUUACAUUUGCCGUCAAUGCACGCCAGAAGCUUAAGAACCCACCGUUGAGGGAAGGGUUUUACGGCAACGCGUUGGGUGUGGCGUGUGCCACAAGUAGUGUGAUUGGGCUUCUUAAUGGGCCUCUGGCACACACGGCCCGGUUGGUUCGGGAGGCCAGGUUGGCGGUCUCAGAGGAGUACCUAAGGUCCACAAUUGACUACAUUGAAGUGGACAGGCCUAAGAAGCUUGAGUUUGGAGGGAAGUUGACGAUAACCCAAUGGACCAGAUUUUCGUUAUACGAAUCCGCGGACUUCGGUUGGGGAAGGCCCAUUUAUGCCGGCCCAAUAGACCUGACUCCAACCCCACAAGUCUGUGUGUUCUUGCCAGAAGGGAGGGAAGAUUGUGAUGGGACAAUGCUUGUAUGCAUUUGCCUCCCAAAAUCUGCAUGCAAUAAAUUCAAAGAGCUUUUGUACAACUUCUAAGGACGUGUUUGGUUGGAGUGGAGGAGAUGGUAUGGAAACAAAGAGAUGGGUUGAAUUUUAACACCAUUUCAACACCAUUAAUAGGGGUACACGGCUGAAUUAUUUGGAGGGCUAAUGCCCUAUAGGCAAUAUUUAAUGAAAUAAAAUAAUAAAUGAAACACAAAGUCCAUA